CGCUGUCCGGGACGGUCCGUAUAUAAAUAAAUUAAUCUAAGACGAACGUUUGUGAUGUAAUAAAAUACAAUAAAUAAUAAAGUGAUAAUGAAAGAAAUAAAGGAAUGAUAAAGAGAACAGAAGAAAGUGUUUAUAAAACUCAGAGAAAAUGGAGUAAGUGUUAAGUGACAGAAAACAGGGUGAAGGCCAGCCACUUGAGUGUUAACUCUGACUCAAGGUAUGACUUAGAACUAUGUAUCAAUCAAGUGCUGACUUAAGAAUUAUCUCUCACUCAAUUACUGGUCUAAAAUUAUCUCUACCCUAAGCGGUGACGUAGUUAAUUGCUAGCCCAAAACUGUCGCUCAAGCACUAGCAAAGAGCCCAACUGACCCAGAAGUGUAACUGAAGCGCUGGUUUAGAGCUGUCUCUCACUCAAGCACUGAUCAGCACUAGCCUACACCUAUCUCUCCCUCAAGCGCUAGGAUAAAACUGCCUAUCACUCAGGCACUGAUAUAGAAGUGCCUGUCACUCAAGCACUGGCCUACAACUCUCUCCCUCAAGCACUAGAGCUAUCUCUCCCUCAAGCGCUUGUCUAGAACCAUCUCUAACUCAAGUGGGACUCCUAAUGGCCAGGUUCCUGCGACGAAGUCUUAAGCGCAAGAAAGGAACCGUGACUUUCUUAAAUCACGACCCGGACGACAUCGAGCUCAACGUGGUGCGGUACAAGCCAGACGGGAUAGACGCGCUCGCCAGGACAACCAAAUUUAGCAAAAAGGAAUUACAACUUAUGUACAGAGGCUUCAAGGCGGAGUGUCCCAACGGCAUCGUGAGUGAGGACACCUUUAAGGGCAUCUACUCUCAGUUCUUCCCACAAGGAGAUGCGACGGCCUACGCCCACUACGUCUUCAACACCUUCGACACAGACCAUCAAGGCUCCAUCAGCUUCGAGGACUUCGUGACCAUCCUGUCGGAGUUGUCAAGAGGGACGAUGACGGAGAAGCUACGGUGGGCCUUCAACCUGUACGACAUUAACGGCGACGGCUACAUCACCAAGGAAGAGCUGCUGGACAUAGUGACGGCCAUCUACUCCCUGGUGGGCCGUAACGCCACCCCGGCCGUCGAGGAGAACACCACCCAAGAGCAUGUAGACAGGAUCUUUGAGAAACUGGACAUCAAUGGUGACGGGAUGGUGACACUAGACGAAUUCAUGGAGAUCUGUACUACCGACGAGACCAUCGCCAACUCACUAACCAUCCUGGACACGAGCUUCUGACAUGAGGCCCCCACCUCUUCCUUACUCGUGCCCGUCAACACACCACAAGAUCUCAACUGCAACAUGUAGAAGCGCGUACCGGGGGAGGGGGGGUCAGGUACUGGGGCCACACCGGGAACUACUGGGAUCAAGGGAGAAGCCGCAGGGAGACAAGAUAGUCGUAUUGAUAUGGAAGGUGUGGUGAGAGGUGGAGGUGAGGGGGAGAGUGAGAGGUCAGGGAGACGGUUCAAGGGGAAGGGGAGAGUGAGGUGGGUGAUGGAUCAGGUAGAGAAGGUCGUGGUGACGGGGCCGGGGGAGGAGGAGGAAGAGGCGUUGAUACUGGGGGACGAGGAGGAGGAGGAGGAGGAGGAGGACGAGGAGGAAGAUGAUGAGGAAGAGGAGCCCACAUUCCUAACAGAGACUUUAAUAUGAGGAAUUCUGACCCCUUGUGUCCUGUUGUAGCUGCCUUACUUCCCGUUUGACCUCCUGUUAUCCUUCCUUCCCGUUUGACCUCCUGUUAUCCUUCCUUCCCGUUUGACCUCCUGUUAUCCUUCCUUCCUGUUUGACCUCCUCUUACCCUUCUUCCCGUUUGACCUCCUGUUAUCCUUCCUUCCUGUUUGACCUCCUGUUAUCCUUCCUUCCUGUUUGACCUCUCUGUUAUCCUUCCUUCCUGUUUGACCUCCUCUUACCCUUCUUCCCGUUUGACCUCGUGUUAUCCUUCCUUCCUGUUUGACCUCCUCUUACCCUUCUUCCCGUUUGACCUCCUGUUAUCCUUCCUUCCUGUUUGACCUCUCUGUUACCCCCCUCUACAAACAUA
Molecule: messenger RNA, 2048 nt
Organism: Homarus americanus (American lobster)
Lineage: Eukaryota; Metazoa; Arthropoda; Malacostraca; Decapoda; Nephropidae
Product: Kv channel-interacting protein 4-like
Exons: 8
Coding region: 605-1252 (215 amino acids)
Molecular function (GO): calcium ion binding
Source: RefSeq, a predicted model, not a curated record